AUGGCUACGACCCGGAAACAGUUCGAAGUUGAUCCAGACCUUUUUUCAAAGGUCAUCACUGGUGACGAAAGCUGGUGCUAUGGCUACGACCCGGAAACGAAGCAGCAAUCAAAUCAGUGGAAGGAUCCAACGAACGUCACCACGACCCAAAAAAGCGCGUCAAAUAAUUCCUUCUUUCCUUCUAUUUCAUUACGUGUUCUUUCUUACGUUUUUCUUCAUUGCAUUUAUUUAUUAAUAACUUUUCUUUUCUUUCUUUCUUUCUUUCUUUCUUCGAUUCAUUUGCUUUCUCUUCUUUCGUUCUUUCCUUCUUUGUUUCAUGUAAUCAUUUACUCUUCUUUCUUUCUUUCUUUCUUUCUUUCUUUUUUCUUUUUUUCUUUCGUGUAUUCGUUUCCUCUUGUUUCUUUCUUUCUUUCUUUCUUUCUAGACGUUAAACACUUACUUUCUUUUUUCUUUCUUUUCUUUCUUUCUUUCUUUCUUUCUUUCUUUCUUUCUUUCUUUUUUCUUUUCUUUCUUUUCCCUUCUUCCAUUCAUUUAUUCAUACCCUCAUUUUGCCUUUCACUAUCCCUUUCUCUAUCUUGUCAUUCAUUCUUUCUUUCUUUGUCUCUCACAUUUGCUCUUUCUUCUUUCUUUCUUUCUUUCUUUCUUCGAUUCAUUUGCUUACUCUUCUUUCCUUCUUUGUUUCAUGUAAUCAUUUACUCUUCUUUCUUUCUUUCUUUCUUUUUUUCUUUCUUUCUUUUUUCUUUCGUGUAUUCGUUUCCUCUUGUUUCUUUCUUUCUUUCUUUUUUUUCUUUCUUUCUUUCUUUCUUGUAUUCGUUUACCUUCUUUCUUUCUUUCUUUCUUUCUUUCUUUCUUUCUUUCUUUCUUUCUUUCUCCCAUUAUUCAUUCAAUCUCUCUUUCUUUCUUUCUUUCUUUCUUUCUUUCUUUCUUUCUUUCUUUCAUCUUAAUAAUUCUUUCUUUCUAAGUUACACCUAUUUUCAAUAUGUCCUUUUUGUUUUUUUUUUAUUAUUUGUUUCUUUUUUCUUUCUACCAAUAAUUCUUUUUUGCCUCAAUUACACUUUUUUUUAA
Acanthosepion pharaonis is the source of this 1065-nucleotide messenger RNA. Lineage: Eukaryota; Metazoa; Mollusca; Cephalopoda; Sepiida; Sepiidae. The record is from the annotation of a GenBank genome assembly.